GAGCAAUGCCCCAGAAAAAAAAAAUGGAAAAGGCAACCCCCCCCCAAAAUGAGGCGAGAAAUACUAACAAUUUUAAAGCUAUUAUUAAGAAGACACUUCAGCAGCUGAUGGACUUUGUAAGUGGCUAUUAACUUUUUGUCUCUGCUAAAAGGCUUUUUAUAAAAAAUGGAGGCAGAAUAAAGCGAGAGAAGAGUGACGAAAGUAACAUAUUAGAAACUACCUAAGAAGCAAUGACUAGCAAUGAAGGAUCAUUUUGAAAAAAGCAAAGGUUAACAGACUCUCAUCCUCAGGUCCUUGCUUUUAAAAAUUUGAAAACAUUUUAACACCGUAGCCCCUGCCCCCAACUCGCCUUGCAUAGGUUUCACUUCACUCUACUAUGGGUUUACCGUUAGUUCCUUGUGUAAAGGAGAUUUUGGCAACUGAAGUCUGUAACAGUUGUUGAUUUCAAAACACCUGGGAGCAAGGUGAGCUUACUGCAAGCCUGCAUAGCUUAGAACCCAGUAACACUAGUAGCUGGUGGCACGUUAUGGUGGAGAUGCUAACUUUUCAGGAGGGUUGUGAUGGUGCUCAUUUGGGGAGGAGGAAGGCAACUGCAAGGUCAGCAUGGUGCAAACACAGCAUUGCAAUCCAUCCGGCAUUCUUCCUAAUGCUUUUCUAGAUUAUUAUUUUCUUUUGCGGACAAACAGAGAGAGAACAUUGUGAAACCAGUGGGCACCAGUGCAGAUCCAAACCAGAACCUCACUUCUGCCUCUCCACAUUCUUAA
This is a messenger RNA of Podarcis lilfordi (Lilford's wall lizard), 764 nucleotides long. The record is from the annotation of a GenBank genome assembly. NCBI's taxonomy places the organism in Eukaryota, Metazoa, Chordata, Lepidosauria, Squamata, Lacertidae.